This is a messenger RNA of Trachemys scripta elegans, 1640 nucleotides long. It is a transcript of the gene GATB, whose product is annotated as glutamyl-tRNA amidotransferase subunit B. Gene Ontology annotation, molecular function: glutaminyl-tRNA synthase (glutamine-hydrolyzing) activity. Gene Ontology annotation, biological process: mitochondrial translation; glutaminyl-tRNAGln biosynthesis via transamidation. The coding region runs from base 31 to 1617 and encodes 528 amino acids. The record is from RefSeq and is a predicted model, not a curated record. The transcript is spliced from 12 exons. NCBI's taxonomy places the organism in Eukaryota, Metazoa, Chordata, Testudines, Emydidae.
UCAGCUGAUCUAUCACCUGUCCUGAGCAAGAUGGCAGCCUCCAUACUGCGGCGCUCGCUUCUAAUUCCGCGCUGCAGAGCUGGGGAUGUCGCCGCCCUGCACAGUGGACCGAGCCGGAGAAGGGCGCAGGCCCCAGAGCCCAUCGCUUCUGGCCGGAGAGCGGGGAACUGUCCUGCGGGAGAGCGCGGUGUUGCUCCAUGGGUAGCAGUGGUAGGUCUGGAAAUUCAUGCACAGAUCAGUUCCAACUCAAAGCUUUUCUCUGGCUCCCAAGUCCAGUUUGCAGCACCACCUAAUUCUUUGGUAUCUUUCUUUGAUGCUUCUCUACCAGGGACCUUACCAGCUCUCAACAGGAGAUGUGUAGAAGCAGCAGUGAUGACAGGCCUUGCACUGAACUGCAGCAUAAACAAGAAGUCCUUGUUUGACAGAAAACACUAUUUCUAUGCAGAUCUGCCUGCUGGCUAUCAAAUCACUCAGCAGAGACUUCCUGUUGCUGUGAAUGGGAGUCUUUCAUACAGCCUCUGUGUAGGGGGAAAAAAGAACCAGAUGGUAACCAGGACUGUGAGGAUCAAGCAGAUCCAGUUGGAACAAGACAGCGGAAAGAGUCUUCAUGAUGACAUAAGGAGCCAGACUCUCAUUGAUUUGAACAGGGCUGGUGUUGGCCUCAUGGAGGUUGUCAUGGAGCCUGAUAUGAGCUCUGGGGAAGAGGCAGCUGCAGCAGUCAGAGAGCUUCAGCUUAUUCUUCAAACACUUGGGAGCAGCCAGGCAAUCAUGGCAGAGGGUCAACUGAGAGUGGAUGCCAAUGUAUCUGUGCAUCACCCCGGAGAAGCUUACGGAGUAAGGACUGAAGUGAAGAAUAUCAAUAGUGCACGAUUCCUGGCAAGAGCAAUAGACUAUGAAAUACAGAGGCAAAUCAAGGAACUUGAAAAUGGAGGAACUGUUAUGAAUGAAACCAGAGCCUUUGAUUACAAACUUGGGUGUACCAUACCAAUGAGAGAUAAAGAAGGAAAACAGGAUUAUCGGUUCAUGCCAGAGCCAAACCUCCCUCCAUUGAUUCUGUACGAUACUAAAUCGUUGCCCGCUAAUACGAACCAUCAGCAAGUGGUGAAUAUUGAUUGGAUUCGGGAGAGGCUUCCUGAUCUCCCCAGUGUGAGGAGAGUGAAGCUUGUUGAACAGUAUGGGAUUCUGCCUGAACACAGUUUCACCUUAUUGAAUGAAGACGGAUUAAUGGAGUUCUUUGAAAAUGUAGUGAGACAGACACAGAUGAAUCCAAAGAAAGUGAUUGGCUGGAUUCUAAAUGAUAUGCUUGGUUAUUUAAAACAAUACAACCUUAAAGUCAAGGAAAGUCCAGUCAGUUCUCUCUUCCUGGCUGACCUUCUAAAUCUUCUAGAGAGAGGAACAAUUUCUUCUUCAGCAGCCAACCAAGUGCUUGAGGAAUUGUGGAAGGGGGAGGGGAAGACCCCACUUCAAAUUGUUAAAGAAAAGAAACUUGGACUUAUCCAGGAUCAGCAAGAGCUUGAACAGAUCUGUCAGGCAGUGAUGGAAGGACAUCAGGAAGAGGUGAUUAGAACAGGGGUGGGAACUGAAUUACAGCAGCUUGGACAUGUUGGUAGUCUGUGAUGCUAACGGGUUUAAAUUGCCAU